Plutella xylostella (diamondback moth) is the source of this 2286-nucleotide messenger RNA. RefSeq lists its product as uncharacterized. The record is from RefSeq and is a predicted model, not a curated record. NCBI's taxonomy places the organism in Eukaryota, Metazoa, Arthropoda, Insecta, Lepidoptera, Plutellidae.
UGACAGCUGUCAGCUGAUUAUUUGACAAAGUUCGAGAAGAGAGUUUGCGUGUUUUUCUGCCGUUCUCAAAACUUGCUCGAAGUGUUUGUAAACUUGUCUUUAUUGUGCAAUUAUGGAGAAGCCAACUGUGACUGAUCAGCCCCCGCCCUACACCCCUGGCCCCAACCCAGGUGGUCCCCAACCUCAGGGCCAGCCGGCACCGGGAGUGUACACGGCGCAGCCCGGAGCCUACCCGCAGCAGGGAGCCUACCCGCCCCCGCCCCCCGGCUACACCCCCUACGGACCGCCACCACCGGGCUCGGCCUUCGUGCCCAACUACGGAGCCACCAACAUCAUCAUUCCACCACCAAUCAUUGCAGUGGGAGCCUGCCCCGCCUGCCGUGUUGGCAUUCUCGAAGAUGACUUCACAUGUCUGGGUAUUCUCUGUGCUAUUCUGUUCUUCCCAAUUGGUAUCCUCUGCUGCCUCGCUCUGAAGAACAGGAGAUGCUCCAACUGCGGAGCCUAUUUCGGUUAAACUGACUGGUUAGUAAACUGAGAAGUAUGAACAUUACUUUGGGAUGUGUGUUGCUACAAAUAACAAUAAUUCCAGGCAACUGCACUCACUGUUUCUGAGUACCACAUAAUAGUUUCUUAAAAUUCUAAAAUUCAACUCCAGAAACGGAAAAGUAAUUGUUCUUCUGUUAAUUUGUUUGACUGAUGGACAGUCAGAGUCUAUCCCAACAUUACAUAAUAUCUAUGUAUACACUAUACAGUAUAAAAAACCUAUUUAAAGUAUAAUUAUAUAUGACAUGUUUUUCCACAGAUCAAAUAUAGUUUAUUCCAUAGACCUAUAAUUAUUAUUAUAGUUUAAUAGUGUUAAGUUUUAUGUAUUCAUACAUAUUCAGCAUAUCUUCCUCAGUUAACAAAAGUGUUAUUUUAGAUUUGUUAAUUAUUAUGAAGCAGAUGGAAUAGUUAAUUAUGUUCUAAACUGAGGUGAGAUACCAAAUUGAUUCUCACAUUAGAGGUUUUGAAGAAAAUAAUUAUUUUAAGACACAAUUUACUGCACAUUCUUUUCAUUUUAAUUUUGUGUGCAUUUUAUAGUUUAGAAUGUAGGAUAAGAAAAUGAUUUAUGUUUAUCAAGAUAUGUAUGAUACCUUAGUUGAAGUUAAAAUUCUGCUUUUAAUUUCACUAUUUAAUUUUAUUAUCAAUAUAUUGUUUUCCUAUUACCAAUGCUACAUUCAAUCAGCCGUCCAACUGUAUUGUACGUAGAUCCAAUCCAUAUGAAGCAUCACAAAUUUCAAUACUUACUGAAUUUAUUUAAUUCCUUAUAUUUAAAUACUUUGGAUAUUUAAUUUGUUGAAAGUAUUGCUCAACAUCGUUAAAUGUAAGAUAAGCUAAAAUUAAAUAUCCUUAGUAAAUGAGUCAUACAACAAUAGAUUACUGAUUUAUCUGAUAAUAGCAAAACAAUCCGUAUUCUAUUAAACUGAUAAAUAUGAUUCAAAAUUGAAUGAAAAUGAAUUAAAUAGAUUAUUACACAUUAUACAGGGCGGAAUUUUAUCGUUGAAAUUGCUAAUAAAAAAUUAAGGUCAGAUUCUACCACAGUAACGCCAGUUUUAUUAAGAGCUGUCAAGGGGAGGUCAAAUGCCCUACAAAAGUUUCAAAUUCUAAGAAUUCUUUAAACGUGUUUUUUUUGUUGGAUAUAUUUAGGUAUUGUGAAGGGAAGUUUUAAUUAAACACUCACCUCAAUAUUAUUUACAAAGUGAUUUAUUGAAGUAUUCAUGAUGUGCCACUUAUCCAUGCAAAAUAAUUAUUUUAAAACCACAAGUUGUUUUAGCGUGGCGUUAUUUAUAUAUUACAAUUGAAAUUCAUCUACAGGAAAUAAGUAAUUAAAAUACCUAUGUAUAAUUUUAUUACUUAGUGCCUUUCGUAACAUAUUUAGUAUGCAAAAAUACAUUAAGAUUGAUUGAUGAUUUAUUAUAUUUAAUUAAGGGCAUGGUUAAUUAUCUUUAUUUGAUAAGUAUGCAUAAUGUACAAGUAUGAACAUUCAAUUAAAGUUUAUUAUGAUCGUCAUUUACUUACUCUUAUAAGUAACUUGUUACUAUAAAGAUGAAACAGCCAUAAAAUGCCUUCUAGAUAUUAGGUAUUGUCAAAGUUUAUACAUGUAUGAUAAGUAUAAUAUAUCAUAUUAUAUCGUUUGUAUGGAACACUGGAGCGAUACAGAGUAAAAUGUAAAUAAAUAAUAAUAUUAUUACAUAUAAUAUUGAAUUUAUAUAGAAUUUUUGAAAUAAAGUUGAAAAUAAAAAAGUU